CCAAGCUAGUUUCGCUUAAUGUAGCUUGCUUCACGCUACUGUCUGUGACAUGGUGGCUUUUUUUUUUUGUCUGAUACCUUGCAAAUGUUGAACUUGCAGAUCCGUGUUGGCUUAUGUAAAUCUACAUUUGUGAAUGCAGCUUGUGUAGAAACUACUAGGAACCGUGUGCUUUAGUGUAUAGUUAUAAGUACCUAUGCAAAGAGAAAUGUAUUUAUUAAUAAUUAUGGGAGGCUACGGAGUGAUGGCCGAUGAAGGUACUAGUAGUAUUGACUACUCUGUACACGAAGCCUGGAAUGAAGCUACAAAUGUCUAUCUUCUCGUUAUUCUUGUCAGCUUUGGCCUUCUCAUUUAUGCUAGAAAAAACAAAAGAAAAAUAACAAGGAUUUUCACCUUGCCACCAACUGUAGGAAUAACACCAGAGCCUAACUUCUAUGACAGCUUGCAGAAAGUGCGACUACGACAACAGUUAGAGAUGUACUCCGCUGCAAGAAAAUAUGAACAGCAACAUCACGUUCAACCCGAUAGUGUGCAACUUUCAAUGGAGUGAAUACUGAAAUUGAUUUUUAUUUGUAUUAAUUACAUGAAAGUGUAACCAUUUUUUUAAUAAGAGCGUAAGGAUGUGCAAAAAAAACUUUAUGUAACAUUUUCUUCAAAUGAAAUUAAAAAUCAGUAGCUAACAUAAAUUAGGGAACAUCCUCCUGUUAUAAACAAAAGGCCAGUACUUUGUGAUCCUUAUUAAGCGUGACAUUAAUUUAACUGAUCUUGAGGUAAACUGCAAACCUGCCAACAAUAACCAAACAAGGAGUUUCUCUGUUGUCCUUUGCCCUUUGUUCCUGCCAUUGCAGGAACUUUGUAAUAUAUUAAGUAUCAAUAAGUGUAUAUUUAUAUAUAGUAUGUUAUUCCUGUAUGCUUUUCAAAAUUUGGUUAUUAAAGGUUUUGGUGUCAUUAAA
This is a messenger RNA of Lepisosteus oculatus (spotted gar), 950 nucleotides long. RefSeq names its product small integral membrane protein 19 (gene smim19). Lineage: Eukaryota; Metazoa; Chordata; Actinopteri; Semionotiformes; Lepisosteidae. The record is from RefSeq and is a predicted model, not a curated record.